Molecule: messenger RNA, 2361 nt
Organism: Alosa alosa (allis shad)
Lineage: Eukaryota; Metazoa; Chordata; Actinopteri; Clupeiformes; Clupeidae
Gene: usf1l
Product: upstream transcription factor 1, like
Exons: 11
Coding region: 241-1113 (290 amino acids)
Biological process (GO): regulation of transcription by RNA polymerase II
Molecular function (GO): protein dimerization activity; DNA-binding transcription factor activity, RNA polymerase II-specific; RNA polymerase II cis-regulatory region sequence-specific DNA binding
Source: RefSeq, a predicted model, not a curated record
AAUAGGUCUAAAUCUACCAAAACAAAGUUACAAGAGGAAGAGAGGCGCUCUUGCGCAGAAGACGUAAGGGAUGAAUACAUUUUGACCAUCUUUUAAGCACUUGAUCAGAUCGAUCUGUCUGGACCUAGGCGGGGCAUGUAAAGUUUGUUGCAAGUAUUGUUCAGUUUAAACAAUACAGAUCAGAACAGGUCCUGAUCUGUUCCUCAGUCGUCUGCUAUCUGGGGUUUACCCCUACUGGAGAUGAAAGGACAGCAAAAGAGUCCAGACACAGACGGGGAUGUUUCAGUGAUGGAGGAAGGUGCUGUUGCCACCGCAGACGAUUCAACUGCCAUCACCACCAUCCAAUCAGCAGCCACAUUUUCCACAGACCAGCCAAUCAAGUACCUUUUCAAAACCGAGGGAGCAGGAGGGCAGGUGACUUAUCGGGUGAUUCAUGUAGCUGAUGGCCAAGUGGACGGCCAGGCGGAUGGAGCAGGGGCGGUUAGUGUGGUCACUGGGUUCCCUACAGCAACACAAGCUGUAACGCCUGCGGUUACACAGGCUGUAUUGGCGCAAGCCGAAGGUCUGGAUGGAGAGGCUUCUGAAACACAUUACUACUACCCAGCCACCAUCUCCAACACCCCGACGGCCACCAUGGUAACCAACGUCCAAGCCCCGGAUUCAUUACUCGCUCAGAAUACACCCACAGGUCAACUGUAUGUGAUGAUGUCACCGCAAGAUGUUUUGAGCACGACCACUCAAAGUAAAGCCGAGGCUCCACGUACUUCGAGAGAUGACAAGAGACGAGCCCAGCAUAAUGAAGUGGAACGUAGGCGUCGAGAUAAAAUCAACAACUGGAUUGUUCAGCUGUCCAAAACCAUCCCAGACUGUACAGUAGACUCAACCAAGAAUGGCCAGAGCAAAGGGGGGAUUCUGUCCAAAGCGUGUGACUACAUCCAGGAACUCCGGCAGAGCAAUGCCAGGUUAGGAGAGGAUAUGGACUCCCUGGACCGACUGAGGAUGGACAACCAGCUCCUCAGACAAGAGGUGGAGGAGUGGAAAUCGAAAAAUCAGAUUCUCAGAGGGCAGCUACGGCAGCAUGGUAUCGUGGCAGCGAGCGUGGAGCCCCAGUGAGGAGAGCCAGAAAGAGAGCUGAGAUCCCCCCCCCCAUUUCUCCUGUUUUUAAUCCAAUGUUGACCCUUUUACACCCGGUAUUAAAAUUGGCUUCAUUGAACAAGAACAAAUAUUCAUGGCCACAACCCAUCCAAGUUUUCAUUAAUCCUCAAAACCGCCUCAAAACUGCCUGUAGAGGUAGAUGAUGCUAGGGCAUCCAUGAUUCAGCAAGGCUUAGACAGCAAAAGGAGUAUGUUCAGUUUCUUCGUAGUCUCUGAGCAAAAAUGACACUUGGACUUGCAUUACAGACAGAGUAGUUUGUACAAGAGAAAACAUAACAGUAGGUAAAAGUAAUAUGGCCAUUUGUGUGAAUUUGUUUAUGGUCUUGGCCACUUUUUUCCUUUUAUAGAACAGACAAAUAAUUAAAGCGGGUGAAUGCAAGUUCGCUUGGGCAGAUACUGAUACACAUGUAUGUAGCCAACACCUUGUUUAGACAUAAAGUCCUUCAUAUACAUUCACUUCCCCGUGUUAUCUAAUUCAACAAGAAAGAGGUGUCCCACAUUGACACUAGAUAUAUGCUUAUGGUGGUGAUUUGACAAUCCAAUAAUAGUCUGUUUAUAUAUUUGUUUUGACAAUGUUUUUUUUUUUUUUUUAAUACCAAGUGUAAAAGUGGUUUUACUUAGAAUGAGAUUUAAUUUCUGAUCUGGAAUGCACUAGACUUGCGUCCAAGUUUUUGCUCUGUGAUGUAUAAACAUAUGAUUUUAGACCUGGGAAGAUCACUAGGCCCUUGAAGACCCCAACAUUUGUGUGCAAAUCUGGCUCAUGGAAAGAUAAAGUUCAUUUUUAAAAACUAUCACUGGCCAUAGAAAACAAAUGCCACAUCUAAACUUUUAUCAGUGUCUAGUAACAAAUGCAUCAAUUAUGAACAUUUAUUACUGUGUCAUUUUGUACACUCUGUUGCCUUUCUACAUGACAUUUAAGCUUAAUUAAUGUUUUUGACAAUUGACUAUUAUUUACACCAGAACAUGUUACAUGUCUGUCUAAGCUGUCAAUAAAAUGUUCAUCAUGUAAUUUAGGCACUAUUUGUAGAAUAAUUUGAUGAUGACCAUGGAAACAUGUCCUGUAUGCCAAAUCCGUAGCCUGUAAUGUUCUGUUUUAGUUUACAUCCAUGUACAUACUAUCAUUACAUGUUCUGUUUUGUCUUUUAAUUCUGUAGUCGUUUAGGCAAAUGCAUAAGUUUUACAUUUGUAUUAAAACACUGCAAAAUGC